AUGCAUCUAUUUACCAGACAAAAGGGUAAAAAAACUAAAGCAUAUUCACCACAUCAAGAUAUUCCACAGCAUCAUCAUCCGAUUACAACACCAUCCCAACAGGAUAGGAAUUUUACGGAUGAAACGCGUUCCAUUAACUUAAAUAAACCAUUGCCUGCUAUUAACACACAACCGGAAUUAAACCAACAAUCAAAUCAUAAACGACAAGUAUCAUCGUUACCUAAAAUCAUGACUCAAUUCGGUACCCCACCACCACAAAUGAUCAAUCAGUAUAAUAAUCAGCAACCGAUGCAACCUUCACAUGAUCAACAUGAUCAAUCGCACAUUCAGUAUACCUAUUUUCAAAAUGGUACCAAUGAAUCAGCCGCUUCGUCACCUUUGCCCGUUGAUUCGACCACGUCACAUUACCUCAACAAUGGUAAUCCUUCUGAUCCCACUCAAAACAUCGUUACUUCUCCAACUCUUUUACAAAAAGUUCAAACUGCCACGGUUGAACAACAUGAAAUGGAUGAAAAAUUUAUUCCUUAUAAUUCUAGCUCCACAGGAGAUUCUAACGCUAGCGAUUAUGAUGACGAAGAUAAUGAUGAAUUGUCUUCAAAUGAACCCGCUUCUCCUCCUGCUGUAGUAAUUUCACCGGCAAAUAAUAUCAAAUUGGCUUACUAUUCUUCACGAAGUUCACCAACUCGUCAUACUCCAGAACCAAAAAAGGCACCGUUUAACGUGCAAUUAAGAGAUUUUGUACUAGGAACUACCGGUGAUAAUGAGGAGUCUGCAUCAAAUAACUCUCAACAUUCAUUCAAUAAUGCCAAGGUUGUUAAUAUCAAUGUCAAUACGGAUACCAUUGUUACCACCAGCGAGAAUCCUGACCUUACCGCUGAAAGUAAUAUCAGCUCGAAUACCGCUUCUUCUGAUAAUGAUACUUCUUCAAAAGCAACGCCUCGAGAUAAUUUACCACCUUCACAAAGUUCAUUCUCCAAAGAUUCGGGAUAUCAAUCUCCCGGUAUUAAUAUUCCUGACGUUUAUAAGAAUCAUAAUGAUUCCCCUAGUGUAAAAAAUUCGAUUACUUCAUUUGAUUCAACUAAUAUUCAAGGAGUUAGAAUGAAUGUACCUAAUGUACCUUCAAACCAUUUUAAUACUUUUUCUACCGUUCAAAGACAAUCCACGCCGCAAGUGUCACCUCAUGAUCAACGUCAACCAACCCGUGAGGAACAUUUUCUAUUUUAUAAAUCUAAUGAUAAUUUUGUUCCUCCGAUUCCUACGAAUGUUAAUGUCAUCAAUAAUGGUUUCUCAUCAUCUCAUAAUCCUCCUGAUAUACAAAUCAAUUAUUCCUCGUACAAAGUUGAUUAUAACACUUAUGCUAAAACAAUGAAUGAUUCCGACUCGGACUUUAGUGUAAAUAGUGUAAGAAAAAAUGUUGAUGGUAAUUUUAAUCCCAGUCCUCAAACUCCGAACCCUGAUAAUGGUAGUGGCAUAUAUAGCUUUAAGAUGAGUAGUAAUUCUUUAGAUGAAAAUACAUUGAACAAGCGAUCAUUCUCUUUCACCAAUGAGAGUCAUUCAAAGUCAUUAAAUAAUGUUAGUAGUAGACCGUACCUUUUCACUAAUGAAGGAAGUACAAAUUCAUUGACUAGUCAGUCUAAUAAGUCUAAAUCUAACAGAGCCACCUUACCGAGUGAUUUUAUCUCUCCUUAUUCUCAAUUUCAAUUUCAAAAUGAUAACGAAAAGCCAACUACGACAAAGAAAAGACCCGUCUCGAUGCCACUUCAACCUUCUAAAUCAAGCAAAUCACCUACAAAAUCUCGAUUCAGUUUUAACUUUUUUAGAAAGUCAAAACAAACGAACAAGAUCUAUGUUCAAGCAACAAAGGAGUUGGAAGAGAUGCAUUUUCAUGAAGCGCUUCGUUUACUUUCUCAAGUUCUGAUCACUUAUCCGAACAGUUAUUCGGUAAGAUGCGAUAGAGCGUAUGCCUCGUAUCAAUUAGAAGAUUGGACGAGAGCUAUCAGUGAUUUAACCAUCGCUAUUAACCGCAGACCAAAAAGACCAAAAGCAUAUUCUCUUCGUGGUGAAGUUUACCGUUUGUUGGGUGAUUAUGAUAAAGCUUUAAUUGAUUUAAACAAAUCAUUAAAGAUACAAAAACAUCCUUUUGCUCUCAGGUCUAGAGCUGAGGUUUAUAGCGUUCUUGCAAGAUAUGACGAUUCAUUAAGCGAUUUGGAUACCGCUCUAGAGAUGGAACCAAGAAAUAUUUUCACUUUGACGAGAAGAGCAAAAGUUUAUUGUUCGCUCAAUAUUUAUGGUGAUGCUAUCGCUGAUUUAACGAAAGCAUUAGCAAUAGAUCCCUCUCAAGCUUCGAAUAUAUUAGCAAAUCGUGGUGAAGUUUAUCGAUUAACCGGUAAAUUUGAGGAUGCCCUAAAAGAUUUAGAUAUGGCAUUGGCAAUAGGUGAGAAUAGUUUGGCAUUGGAAAGGCGUGGCGCCGUAUUAAAAGCGUUGGGAAAAGAAAAGGAAGCUUUGGCUGAUUUUGAGAGAAUCAUUCAAUUAAAUCCACGUAGUUUCUUUGCUCAUAAAAAUCGGGCUGAAAUAUUGUUAUCAUUUGGUAAACAUGAUGAUGCGUUAGUUAAUUUGGAAGUGGCCCUUCAAUUAGAACCAAAGAAUUUCACCCUACUGAAAUGUAGAGGUGAAAUAUUACAUCUACUCGGAUAUUAUGAUAAAGCUAUCAUUGAUUAUGAUAUUGCUCUAACUAUUGAACCAAAUGACAUUGAAGUGUUAAAAAACCGUGGUGAACUUCACAGGUUAGAGCAAGAUUUUGAUAAAGCUAUUCAAGAUUUUACUAAAUGUUUGGAGAUUGAUCCUUCAAAUGUUUAUGCUCUUUCGAGAAGGGGAGAAGUUUUUCGCAUGUUGAGAGAAGGUGCAAAAGCAUUACGUGAUUUAGAUGAAGCUAUCAACUUAGAACCUCAUGAUACUAUAUCAAGAGAAAGUAGAGGUGCCGUCAAUAGAACUUUCCGACGUUAUGAAGAAGCUUUAAAAGAUUUAGAUGAAGCUCUUUAUUUGAAUCCUGAAAGUGUAUUUGCUUUGACAAAUCGGGGUGCUGUGUAUUACAUGCUGAGAAGAAAUAAUGAAGCUUUAAUGGAUUUAAAUAAAGCUUUAUCUCUGGAUCCAAAGAAUAUUUUCGCUUUGGAAACUCGUGGAGCUUUAUAUAAUGUGUUAAAAAAGUAUGAAGAUGCUCUUGAGGACUUAAAUUUGACUUUAGAAUUAGAUCCAAAUAAUUAUUGGGCCUUAUCUUAUCGUGGCGAAGUUUUAGCUGCAUUAGGUCGUAAUGAUGAUGCUUUGCAUGAUUUAAAUCGAGUUUUGCUGUCUUUGCCGGAUUGGGGUUAUCCUUUGGCUUUACGUGGUGCUGUUUAUCGAUCCAUGAAAUUUCAUACACAAGCAUUGUUGGAUUUAGAUCGUGCCAUAAGAAAUAUUAGAGACAAAGCUUUUAAUAUUAGUUAUGAAACCAAAGCUUUAUGUAAUAGAGGAGCCGUAUAUCAUAUUUUAGGUAGAGAUCAAGAAGCUUUGGCGGAUCUAAACAAAGUUCUUUUAAGAGAACCUAAUGAUAUCUUGGCUUUAACUGAAAGAAGUACAAUUUAUUCUUCGUUGGGCGAGUUUGAUGCUGCCCUUAAUGAUUUAAAAAUUAUCUUGAGAUUUGAGCCUGAUAAUACUUAUGCUUUAGAGCAAAAGAACCAAAUUGAGCAUGCAAAAAAAUAA
Funneliformis caledonium is the source of this 3735-nucleotide messenger RNA. NCBI's taxonomy places the organism in Eukaryota, Fungi, Glomeromycota, Glomeromycetes, Glomerales, Glomeraceae. The record is from the annotation of a GenBank genome assembly.